Molecule: messenger RNA, 2258 nt
Organism: Dermatophagoides farinae (American house dust mite)
Lineage: Eukaryota; Metazoa; Arthropoda; Arachnida; Sarcoptiformes; Pyroglyphidae
Source: RefSeq, a predicted model, not a curated record
UAUUUAUACCAAUCGAUUGAUUGAUUGAUUGAUUGAUUGAUUUUAUUUAUUUUCAACAUGAUGUGUCAACAAUGUACUCAAUGUUGAUAAAUCAACAAGUUUUUUUUAUUAUUAUUUUUUUUAAUUUUAAAUCAUAAAUACGGAAAAUUCCAUAUCCAUUAUUAAUCUAUCAAGUGGUUCUUGAAAAUUGUGUACACACACACACACAUACACCAUUUAUUUUAUCUACAGCCAAUAAUAAUAUUCAUCACAUACAAGGAUCAUCAUCAAAUAAUAAUAUAUAUUGAUACAAUACGAUUCAUGAAAAACAGUAAAUUGAAAAUUAUCUUCAAAAUCUAAUCAUCUACAACAGGUGUGUGUGUGUGUGUGUGUGUGUGUGUGUGUGUGUUAAUAAACUUGACAAAAUCCGUUAUUCGAAGCAAUGAUGACCAUUUCUAUAUGUAAUGUGUGUAUGUGUGAAAAUAAAAUGGAACACACACACACACACACACACACACACAGGUAGUCUUGAAUGAUGUUUGAUUUUUAAUUGCUGAACUAUUUACUUAUUUUCUCAAUCUGUUCAUUUGGGACAUACAUUUGAAGUUUGAAAAUUGAUUAAUGAAAAGAAAUGAUCAUGAUGAUGAUGAUCAUGAUGAUAUGAAUGGUGAAACAAAAAAAAAAAAAAAUAUGUUCAAGACACACACACACACACACAUUAUCAGCCUUUUGAUCAUGAUUGAUUCCAUGUUUCAAAUGGUUGAACUUUUUUUUCAUCUCUCUUCUCAUGUGUUCAAAAAAAAAAAAACUAGAUUCAUCAUCAUCAUUUGAAUAUUUGAUUUCGAUAUAUCGAUUGUAUAGAAAAUUUGUACACAAACAAAACGGAACGUAUGUUCGAAAAUUCGAACGUUUUAAGAUUAUCUCAUUAUCAUCAUCAUCAUCAUCAUCAUAAUCAUUACCAUAAUCAAUGACGAAAAGUUUUUUUUUUUUGAUCGAUACACCACGAACAACAAACCAUAUUGGACAUUGAAAAAAAAACAUUCGAGGACAAGUUUGUUGUUUUUUUUCCCCAUAUUCAAACAAGCAAACAAGAAAAAAAAAUUUCCAUACUGAAGAUGUUUAAAGAUGAUAAGCUAUAUGUAAUGUGAACCGACAAAACACGAUAAAUAAAAAUUGUAAACGAAAUUUCCGUGUUUUCAAAAAGAAAAAAAAACUGAAAUAUCAAUUCAUUUUUUUUUUGGAAGGGCCAAAAUCCAGUUAAAGUUCAAAUGACUCUUUUUCGUAUUUGUUAGGUCCAAAAAAUAAAUAAUGAAGAAAAAUGAUCUUGUUUGUUGUUGUUACUGUUGUUUUUAUCUGUAAAGAGUCUUGAUGAAAUGACAAUUAUUAUCUGCUUUAUUUUGCCCACUAUAAAAACCGAUCAAUACGGAUGCUAUCGAAAUCAUAAACGAAUUGUAUCAUCAUUCAAACGAACGAACGAACAAACGACAUACUGUGAACAUUUUUUUUUUUUUUUUUUUUGGUUUCAUUUUAAUCAUCAUCAAUAAUGCGUUGGUUUCAAUUAUUAUUGGCCACUGUGGUCAUUGUGGCCAUCAUCUAUGUCAAUCAACAGGUGGAGGGAAAAAAAUUAAAAAAGAAAGAAUUAAUUGCAUUGAUUCUUUUAUCGAAAAUACCAAAGAAAAAACUCAUCUUACCAUUGCCAUUGCCAUUACCACUUCCAAUACCGAUCUUUGAAAGAACAAAAAAAGUUAUUAAAAAAGAACCGGUUGUCGUGAAAAAAGUUGUCAAAGUUCCAUAUGAAGUUCCAGUGAAAGAACCAUAUCCAGUACCAGUUCCAUAUAAAUCUUCUAAAUAUGAACCAUAUGAUUCUUAUUCAGCUGCAUCCGGUGGUGAUAAAUAUGGUGGUAUUGAACAUGGUUAUCCAUCACGUUCACGUGAUUAUCGUGGACCAGGUGAAUAUGGCGGUGGUUAUGAUGGUGGUGAUGAUGGUGGUGCCUAUAAUGAUGAUUAUGAUAUUUCCUAUUAAACAUCAUAAUAUUUCCAUCAAAAUUGAAAAAAAAACACAAAAAAAACAUUUAUUGAAUCUCUGCUGGACUGGAUUCGAAUAAUAAUAAUUAUUAUUAUAUUAGUAAACACAGAAACUCAUUGUCCACACACACACACCCACAAAACAUAUAUAUCCGAACCACCACCUAGUUCCUUGGUCCCAGUUCAUUAAUUAGUCCAACAAUAAUAAUAAUAAUAAUGUAAUUCCCAUCACUCAUUCAUUUUUUGAUUUGUAA